AUGGAGCAGGACAAUGAUUGGCUUCAGCUGAUCGACAUGCUACUUGGAAAAUCUGAGUUUCUUUAUCUCAACAUUGACAGCAUAUACUCUGAUGCCAUCAAAUACAGACGAUUGGAUGUAGCCUAUCGAUUGGAGGGACUGUCACUCAAUCACACUGGACCUCGCAUUGAGGAUCCAAGCAGAGCAUUGAACACUGCACUGGGCAUGGUGGUUGGUCAAGGUGCAAUCAACGAGGACUUGGUGGUGAGGGUGCUCAGAAACAAUCCCAAACAUCUAUUUAAGGCGAUCAAGAUGAAUGCACUCGAAAAACUUCAACCAGGGACACAAGACCUACUUCUACGCACAGUUCGUGAUGGACAACUCAUCUUUGACAUGGAUCCACUUGGUAUCUCUGCAGACUCUAUCAAUCUAUUGACGGUCCAUGAGCAUCAAAGGGACGAUAGAUUGAGUGAGCGUAUGAUGCUCCAAGCAGUAAUAUUGGGUGAUGCUGAAAUGUUAUAUUCACCAUGGCUAGACUAUCGAGAAGUGUUCUUAACAGCAUGCAAGACUGGACAACCUGUCGAGGUGAUACGAUCACUCCGUCAGAUGACCAAACUUGAUAUAGCACCCAUCAUCCAAGAUUGUUUGGUACAUCUUCUCAAUCAUACCAAAACAAUGGAUCUCAUCCUUGACCACUCGUUCGACCAAUGCAUUGAGGCCAUCGACUACAUUCUUUCCACAACUGAGCACACCCAGCGAGUUGAUAAGUCAAUUCUUGGACACUUCAAUUCAUCUGAUGUCUUGAGAUUUUGCGGUCAGACCAAGUCGAAACCUAUUGAUGUCAGCGUGAUAGGAUCAAGACUGAUCAGAUUCAUUUGGAGCAAGAUUACACAACAACAGAGACGCGAUUCAAUGUUCAUCAAUUCACUAUUGUCAUCAGAGGCCGCAUCAAACAGCUUCACAUUCUAUCGCAUAGUGUUGGAGGGCUUGUUGGAGGACAAUCAUUUCCAAACACCAUUUAUCAACGUUCCAACAAUACCAGAGGUCACCAGAAAUAUUCAAUCAUACAGACGAUACUCUGACAUUCGAUCAAUCAUCAGAUUAUUCCAUCCAUUCAGUUUCAAUCCAAAUCUAAUCAAGUUGACAGACAAACCCAAGCUCAUCUAA
Messenger RNA from Acytostelium subglobosum LB1, 1146 nucleotides. RefSeq lists its product as hypothetical. The transcript is spliced from 2 exons. The record is from RefSeq and is a predicted model, not a curated record. Bases 1 to 1146 code for a protein of 381 amino acids. NCBI's taxonomy places the organism in Eukaryota, Evosea, Eumycetozoa, Acytosteliales, Acytosteliaceae.